AUGAAUUUUGAGGAAUUAAAAGCGAAAGGUAACAUAAGCUUCAAGAAUGGAUCUUACUCUGAAGCUAUCAGCUGGUAUAACAGAUGUAUUUCUAUAGAUCCUAGUAAUCCAAUAGGAUAUAGCAAUAAAGCAAUGGCGCUUUUAAAAGCCGAUCGGUUUGAUGAAGCUAUCACUACCUGCGAGAAAGGCUUACAGCUUAUAUCAAAAGAAGAUCCUGAAAAUUUAAUUAAGCAGAAACUUGAGUAUAGACUACAGUCUGCAAAAAGUAGCCUUCGAGACUAUCAAAAAAAUUACAUUCCAAUUGAAAUAAAUGAAGUUGACGAACUGCAUAGUGAAUUUUCUAGUCUCUGA
This is a messenger RNA of Henningerozyma blattae CBS 6284, 351 nucleotides long. RefSeq names its product Tah1p (gene TAH1). Gene Ontology annotation, cellular component: mitochondrion; cytosol. The record is from RefSeq and is a predicted model, not a curated record. Gene Ontology annotation, molecular function: heat shock protein binding. Lineage: Eukaryota; Fungi; Ascomycota; Saccharomycetes; Saccharomycetales; Saccharomycetaceae. The transcript has a single exon. The coding region runs from base 1 to 351 and encodes 116 amino acids.